CUCUAUUUUUUGCUCCGGACGCAAUUCACUAUAAAUAUAGUCUGAAUUAAGCAACCCCCUGUCUUACGCGACAAGCGACUGUGAAAUUUGGCUCCCGUAUCAAUUGUUAGACCGUUUUCAGCGACUUUGAGACGCUCCCUCGUACGUUUUACACGACAGAGUUGCCGUUCCUGAUCUCGCGUGAAGUUGUUGGCGGAGGCGAGAACUUAUUUGUUUACAAAAAAUGGCCGCUGAAAAAGCAAAAAAAGAGUAGUCUUGACUUUGGAGCAGCGUGUUAGGGCGAUAGAACUGUUAGAUCGGGGAAAACCAGCUUAUAAAAUUGCUGAGGAAUUCGGGGUCGGUAAGACACAAAUUCAAAAUCUACGUAAAAGAAAGCUGGAGGUGUUAUCUGACUUUGAAAACAAUGUACCCGGUCAAUCAAAAAGAAGACGAUACCUGACAGGAAAUGAGGAAGUUAACACAUUGACUUACGAAUGGUUUAAAGAUGCUGUAAAUAAAAGAAUUAAUAUCACAGGACCAUUGAUACAGGAACAAGCCCUCCAUUUUGCAGCCAAACAAGGAAAUUCUUCAUUCAAAGCCUCUAAAGGCUGGCUGGAAAGUUUUAUUAAGAGACAUGAUAUUUCGUUUGGGUCUAUGAGUGGAGAGAGGGGGGAUGUAAAACAGUCAACAAUUACUGAAUGGGCGGAAAAAUUACCAACAUUAUGUGCAGAUUACAAACCAGAAAAUAUAUUUAACAUGGAUGAAACGGGUUUGUUUUUUCGUGACAGUGGGCGUAAGACAUAUCGAUUAAAAGGUGAUGAUUGUGCCGGAGGGAAAAGAUCAAAGGAGCGAAUAACAGUUGCAUUGUGUUCAAGCAUGACCGGUGAGAAGGUUAAACCUCUUGUAAUCGGUAAAUCUCGUAGCCCGAGGUGUUUUGGUAGAAUGGACGUGAAAACUCUGCCUGUGGAUUAUUAUUUCAAUAAAAAAGCGUGGAUGAACAGUUAUAUCUAUGAAGAAUUCUUAAAGUCACUCAACAGAAAAAUGAAGAGUCAAAACAGAAACAUUUUACUGUUUGUCGAUAAUGCACCUUCACAUCCCCAAGUCAAACUCAGCAAUAUUAAAGUACAGUUUCUGCCAGCCAAUACAACUUCUGUCACACAGCCUAUGGAUCAGGGGAUAAUCCAGACAGUAAAACUCAAAUUCAAAAAACGUCAGCUACAGCAUAUGGUACGAGGCAUGGAACAACACCCAGCUAUGCAGGGAAGUGAACUUCUGAAACAAAUAACAAUAUUGGAUGCCAUUUACUGGCUCAGCAAUUCAUGGUCAGAAGUAGAGACAAACACAAUCGUAAAAUGUUUUUCAAAAGCUGGAUUCAAUAUUGAUAACUUUGCUUGUUCUAGCAUUGCUGAUUUCGAUGUUAGUGAGGAAGACUGUGAUGAGGACGAUGAUGUUCCAUUAGCAGUAAUGCAAAUGUCGCUUGAGCUUUUUGGGUGCAAUUUUAAAGAUCUAGUCAAAAUUGAUGAAGAGGUUCUAACAUGUGAAACCCAAAAUACAAACUGGGAUGCACCAAUUGAAAAUUUACUGUCAGAGUUCAUGCCAGAUAAAUGUUCUUUCUCUGAAAGCCUUGAUGAGGGUGAUGAUAGUGAUGAAAAUGAGAAUGAUUUAUCAGUACACAUACCAACUUACUCAGAGACCUGUGACUUUGUGAAUAAACUUAAAACAUUUGCAGUCAAUGUAGGAAAUUCAAUAUUGAUGGACAGCAUUGUGAAAUUUGAUGAUGAGCUAUGUAAAGUGAUUGUAAACAAACCAAAACAAAGUCAGAUAACUGAUUUCUUUGAAAAGAGAACAUUGUAAAAAGAACAUCUUUAUCUAGUGAAACAUUUUAUUUUUUAAAAUCUCAAUAACUGUUUACUUUUAAUAGCUGAGUGUUUUAUUCUCUUACCAGAUCAUAAUUUUAUUUUAUUUAAAAAGUACAUCUUUAUCUAGUGAAACAUUUUAUUUUUUAAAAUCUCAAUAACUGUUCACUUUUAAUAGCUGAGUGCUUCAUUCUCUUACCAGAUCAUGAUUUUAUUUUAUUUAAAAAGUACAUCUUUAUCUAGUGAAACAUUUUAUUUUUUGAAAACUCAGUAACUGUUCACUUUUAAUAGCUGAGUGCUUCAUUCUCUUACCAGAUCAUGAUUUUAUUUUUUAAUGUUUUAUCAUAUGAAUGAGGAAAACUAUUUUAAAUGGUUCAUUUUAUUAAAAUAUAAUUAAAUAAAUAGUAUUUAAACAAUUUUCACUCUUGCUUUCAAAAAGGUCUAUAUAAAAUGUACAUAUUUCAUUGGAAAAAUCAAGUAGAUAUAUGUAUAUAUGAAAUCAACAUCAGCUGGUUGGGUGAGACUGUUUUAAGAGACUCCCUGUCAUAUGUGACCUUUUUUGCUGCUUCCCAAAGUCGGUCUCUUAAAACAGUCUUG
Molecule: messenger RNA, 2432 nt
Organism: Mercenaria mercenaria
Lineage: Eukaryota; Metazoa; Mollusca; Bivalvia; Venerida; Veneridae
Product: tigger transposable element-derived protein 6-like
Exons: 3
Coding region: 634-1833 (399 amino acids)
Cellular component (GO): nucleus
Molecular function (GO): DNA binding
Source: RefSeq, a predicted model, not a curated record